GUGCGAAUGUGCAGCAUCGCUCCCCGGGCUCGGGGGCAGAGGAGCCUUUCUGCAGGGGGCUGCGGGGCAGGUUUUGGUGGCUAGUGCCAGCAGCGGCUGGGCGCAGCCACAGUGGGCGCACAGGCAGCAGGUCCCUGGGCAUGGAUGGUCCCUCCGGUCCAAACUUCAGCCCGUGGGCUUUACCCACGGAGAAAUGUCCCCUCCUCCCGUCCCCAUCCCCGCAGCCGAGGGAAGGGCAGGAUUCGAGCGGGGAGGGGGCACAGCCGGGGCUGUCCCGGGGCCCGGCCCGGCCGGGGGCUGCCAGCGGCUCCCGGCCCCGCACUGGCGGCCGCCCGGCCCCGACGGCGCGUCCCGCCGCCCUGAGCGGGGUGCUGGAGGGCGGCGCGGGGGCCGGGGAGCCGGGGGGAGCCCGGGGGGGGCCGGGGCCUCCUGCUGCCCCUGUGCUGCCCGCCCUGCCCUCGGCUCCCCGCGGCGCAUCACGCCUGCGCGGGGCCCGGUGCUGGCAGGCAGCGUGUAAGAUGAGUGAAGAAGCGGGUGGGGGGGGGGGGGGGGGGUGACGAGCGGGCGCGCAGGGGAAGCUCUGCCAUCGAAAAUCGCUCACUUGGGCAGUGGCGAGGCAGAGCGACAACCCCGAGCCGAUGUCAGGGGCUGCCUACCUGCGAGGUGCGCGAAGAUGAUGGCCAUGAACGCCAAGCAGCCGUUCGCCAUGCACGCCGCCCUCCAGGAGCCCAAGUUCUCCAGCCUGCACUCCAGCGCGGAGGCAAUGCGCAGAGUUUGCCUCCCGGCCCCGCAGCUGCAGGGCAAUAUAUUCGGGAGCUUUGAUGAGAGCCUGCUGGCCCGCGCGGAGGCUCUGGCGGCCGUCGACAUCGUCCCCCACGCCAAGGGCCACCACCACCACCACCACCACCAGCCCCCCCCCUUCAAGCCGGACGCCACCUACCACGCCAUGAGCGGCGUCCCCUGCGCCGCCGCCCUCCCGCACCCCGCCGCCCUCGCCGCCCACCCGCUCCCGCUCCCGCACCCGGCGCUGGACGGCGGCGACCUGCUGGAGCACCUCUCGCCCUCGCUGGCCGUCGGCGGGCUGGCCGAGCCCCCCGCCCUGCCCGCGCCGCCGCCGCCCGCCGCGGGUCCCCUGGCCGUGGGCGCGGGCCCCCCGGCCGCGGGCGUGGGGCCCCCGGGGGGCCCGGCGCCGCCGCCCCCCGCCGCCCCCGAGGCGGAGUCGGACCCGCGGGAGCUGGAGGCCUUCGCCGAGCGCUUCAAGCAGCGGCGCGUCCGGCUGGGGGUGACCCAGGCCGACGUGGGGGCGGCGCUGGCGGCCCUCAAGCUGCCGGGCGUGGGGUCGCUGAGCCAGAGCACCAUCUGCCGCUUCGAGUCGCUGACGCUGUCGCACAACAACAUGACGGCGCUGCGGCCGGUGCUGCAGGCCUGGCUGGAGGGCGCCGAGGCCGCCCACCGCGACCGGGCCGCCGGCCCCGAGCUGCUGGCCGGCGCCGAGCGCAAGCGCAAGCGGACCUCCAUCGCCGCCCCCGAGAAGCGCUCGCUGGAGGCCUACUUCGCGCUGCAGCCGCGGCCCUCCUCCGAGAAGAUCGCCGCCAUCGCCGAGAAGCUGGACCUCAAGAAGAACGUGGUGCGCGUCUGGUUCUGCAACCAGCGACAGAAGCAGAAGCGCAUGAAGUACUCGGCGGUGCACUGACGGCGCCCGGCCCCGCCGCGAAAGGGACGCGACGGGACGGCCACGACCAGCCCCCCCCCCCCCCCGCCCCGGCCCCGGCCCCGGCCCCGUCGAGGCGUCCCGGCCCCGCCG
Molecule: messenger RNA, 1804 nt
Organism: Aquila chrysaetos chrysaetos
Lineage: Eukaryota; Metazoa; Chordata; Aves; Accipitriformes; Accipitridae
Gene: POU4F3
Product: POU class 4 homeobox 3
Exons: 2
Coding region: 674-1693 (339 amino acids)
Biological process (GO): regulation of transcription by RNA polymerase II
Molecular function (GO): RNA polymerase II cis-regulatory region sequence-specific DNA binding; DNA-binding transcription factor activity, RNA polymerase II-specific
Source: RefSeq, a predicted model, not a curated record